AUCCAGCAUGAAGGAAGGGUAAGGAAUGACUGGGAAGCCAUUUUAGCCGCAACACCAAGCCAAGAAACAGAGCGACGCAUCUCUAUAAAUCCAUGGAACAAACUGAGAGUUACAUCGUACAAAGCAGAUAAAUCUCUCGCAGAUCUUUUCUUCUGUGAGCAGAGGCGGAUUUGAUAUAGCAUCGUUGUUGAUGGAUAGCAUCAGAGGACAGCCCAAACAAGUGAUUUUCCAGGAUAUAUCGCCCCUGACCGAACAUACUGAAACUGUCGAGAGUCAUGUUCUCCGUGUUCAUCUUCCAGAUUUCAGUUCUAAAGACAUCAGGGUCCGGAUCGACAAGAACUCCACGAAGCUGUUGGUGUGGUGCAGGAAGCCUCUGGCUCAAACCACCAUCGCCCGAGUCGAGUUAGAACUUGACGUUCCUAAGGAUGCAGACGUCGGACAAAUCAGAUGGGGUUUUGAACAAGGAUGGCUGUCACUGUCCAUGCCGAAGAAGAGGAUUACGCAGGAUCCUGAUAGGAAAGAGGAGGAAGAAAUGCCAAAGGAGAAGGCAGAGAAUGGAGAAACGAAGAAGGCAGAGAGCGGAGAAAGGAAGAAGGAAGAAAAACUCACCCCGAAAGAGAAGGCAGAGAGCGGAGAAAGCAAGAAGAAAGAAGAGCCCAUGCCAAAAGAUGAGCAGAAGAAAAGCAAAGAAGAAGAAGAAGAAGGCAUGCCCAAGGAACCAGACUCGCCGAAGGAAAAGAUUGAGAAAGAUAAAACAGAGGAGAAGGCAAAAGAAGGAAGCUUGCCAGAGGACAAACCUACUGUUGGUGCCGACAACAGGGAGCAGGAACGUAAGAAGCAAUUGGACAAGGCAAAGAGUAAAAAUGACACUAUAGAAGAAGUAGCACCUUCCAUGUACGGAGAGAAGCCAAAGGCUUGCAGAAAGAGAGAGAGAGGAGAAGGAAGGUGGGAAGGUGCGAAUUGGAGGAACAAAAUUGAGGAGAUAGAAGAGUACUGGCUUGACGGUGGACUGGUGGAUAAGUUGAUGAAGAGCUUUGAGAGUAAGAAGAAGCUGAUCUAUGCAGCAGCUGUUGGCUUCUCAGUGGGCUUCUUUGUGGCUCAGAAGCUGAGGUCAAGAAGCACAUGAAGGGAGGCCUUCAUGCCAUGCAGUGCCAAAUGUAUAAUUAAUUCAUUAUGAUUGCAUAAUUCAAAUAA
Zingiber officinale is the source of this 1194-nucleotide messenger RNA. RefSeq names its product vicilin-like seed storage protein At2g18540. The transcript is spliced from 2 exons. Lineage: Eukaryota; Viridiplantae; Streptophyta; Magnoliopsida; Zingiberales; Zingiberaceae. The record is from RefSeq and is a predicted model, not a curated record. The coding region runs from base 191 to 1126 and encodes 311 amino acids.